This is a messenger RNA of Heterocephalus glaber (naked mole-rat), 4913 nucleotides long. It is a transcript of the gene Mov10, whose product is annotated as Mov10 RNA helicase. The record is from RefSeq and is a predicted model, not a curated record. NCBI's taxonomy places the organism in Eukaryota, Metazoa, Chordata, Mammalia, Rodentia, Bathyergidae. Gene Ontology annotation, molecular function: RNA binding; 5'-3' RNA helicase activity.
CUGCCCAGGCUGGGCUCCAAGUUGAAAUCCUCCCCGGCACCACCAUGCCUAGCUUAAAGUUUACCUCCUUCUGGCUUCCAUGGCCUCAUGAGUAAUUGGAUGAGAGAUAAAAUAUGUGGCUACUUUCUGCGCUCUUUCUAAUUUGCAUAACUAAUUUUUACCACAAAACAUUUCCCUGUGCCCUAUUUUCCUCGUUGCUUUGAUUUUCACUGACACCGCGUUUCCUAUUGCUAACGCCUGUUAUUUCUGGCUUUUCACUGUUGGCCUUGGGAAAAGAUACAGGGUUGACCCAGUGGGAGAUUGUCCUGAGUCAGGUCACAGUGGGUUAGAUUGAGUGUGUGGCCUCCUGUUGGGGACUACUUUUUAGAACAACAUUAGCUUUGAUGUAGUUCCAACUCUAUCUGAUUUAAUUCCUUACAUAACUUAUUAUCUUUAUCCCAUUCUAGUGUGUGUUUGUUAUUCUGGAGAAUAAAUAGAUGCUAAAGGCUUGAGAUAUAUAUAUAGAUAGAUACAUAGAUAUAUGUAUGUUUUGUUUUGGGGGUUUUUUUUGAGUCCCGCUCUUCAGAUCGCCUAAACAGUCUCCUAAGCACACUGGUCUUUGCCUGGUACUGAUGCUGUUGGAGUUAACUGUUUAUGCCUAACCUUGCUCUCAGGGCUUUAAUUACUACAUUUUAAUGGUUUGGCAACACUUACUACUAACAAAGAACAAUACAGGCUGGACUGCAAUUAAGUACCCAAGUGUGUGGCUCAAGGGUAAGGCUCACCAGCCUGGGAUAUAAGAAAGCCUAAGUGGCCGGGGAGGGGGGAUGUGUUCAUUCUGGCAGAAUCCCUUGUCCGUCUCUCACACACGUACACACCUUUAUCUCAGAGACACUUCUUUCUUUCCCCAAACUUGUUUGACUCCAGUCUUCCUCCCGUGUCCGAAAAUGGGGAGGGGCUGCCGCCUGCUUCUGCACUCGCACUGAUUUCGGCCCUGGCCGUCUAGGGGAGGUGCUGGGUGAACUACCCCAGUCCAGCUGCCGAGGACCCAGGUCCCCGACCCUGCCCUUUGCUCUCCUGUUUUUCAGUAAGUCCCGAGGCUCUGGAGUGCUCUGGAGGGCGGGCGUGGGAGUAGUCCUAGCGGAGGCUCUGUGGAGAACACUUUGAAAAAAGAUUGAAUUGUAUAACCCUAAGUGUGCUGUAACCCUAAGUGUGACGUAAUCAUGAGAGUGAUGUGUAACCAUAAGAUAUUAAAGUAGAACCUUAAGCGGUAUGGAACUGAUAAGGGUGUACCCCGAACUGGACAGUGUGAUAUGAUAAGAUGUGAUAAGUCUGAACCAAUACCACAAACGCCCAGUUAGAAUAGUAUAAAAGGAGCUGAAGACUCCAAGCAAGUCGUCGAUCCGUCCACCGACCAGUCGACCAGUCGAUCUGCUGAUCUGACUACCGACCGAGACAUCUGCACACCUGAUGACGCUGAGAGACGGAUAGCCUAGGGCCGACUCGACGCCCUUCGUCUACGGAUCGGACCCUCUGACCCUACGGGAGGAAACGUCGCGCUCCCAUAAGGACUUGCGCAGUACAGUUUCAUUUCGACGGACCCUCCUGCCUGGGCCGCAGCCGCCGCCGCGAUGCCCAGCAAGUUCAGCCGCCGGCAGCUCCGGGAGACGGGCCAGGACUUCCAGAGUUUCCUCCUCGAUCGGGGACUGGACAAGGAGACAGAUCGCGAGCUGCUGAGGACUAUUUAUAACCGAGACUUCAAGGCCAGCUCUAGGACUCCCACCCCUGGCUUCUCCUCCGUGCUGUAUGGAAUGAAGAUUGCAAAUCUGGCCUUCGUCAGCAAGACUCAGGUCAGGUUCUUCAGCCUUGACCGCUGGGCCGAUGUGGAGUUCCCAGAAAAGAGGAAAGUGAAGCUGGGGUCAGAUAUCAGCAAACACCACAAGUCACUGCUAGCCACAAUCUUUUAUGAUAGGGCUCAGUAUCUUCACGGGAAGCAUGGGGUGGAUGUGGAAGUUCAGGGGCCCCAUGAAACCCGAGAUGGGCAGCUCCUUAUCCACCUGGAUUUGAACCACAAGGAGGAGCUGACCUUGAGACUUCGGAAUGGAGGAACCAAGCCUGUUACCCUCACUCACCUCUUCCCACUGUGCUGGACACCCCAGUUUGCCUUCUACGAUGACCAGGAGCUGCCCUGCCCACUGGGCCCUGGUGAAUGCUAUGAGCUGCAGAUCCACUGUAAGACCAACUUUGUGGGGUACUUCCCAGCCACGGUGCUCUGGGAGCUGCUGGGCCCUGGAGAAUCGGAUUCAGAAGGAGCUGGCACUUUCUACAUUGCCCGCUUCCUGGCUGCUGUCGCUCACAGCCCGAUGGCUACACAACUGAAGCCUACAGCUCCCUACAAGCGCAUCCAGAUCACUAGAAACACUAUGGUGACCAACCGGAUAGAGGAAGGGGAGAGACCCGACCGGGCUAAGGGCUAUGACCUGGAACUAAGUAUGGUACUAGGGAGCUACCACCCACCACCCCGCCUCAGGCAGCUGCUCCCCAUCCUUCUUCAGAGAACAAGUACCUUCACUGCCCCAAAGGAGAUUGCUGAGAUCAAGGCCAAGCUGGAGACAAGCCUGAAGUGGAAGAACUAUGAGGUGAAGCUCCGGCUGCUGCUGCACCUGGAGGAGCUGCAGAUGGAGCAUGACAUCCGGCACUAUGACCUGGAGUCAGUGCCCAUGACCUGGGACCCCACUGCCUGGAACCCCAGGCUGCUCACACUGGAGGUUCCCGGUGUGACUGAGAGCCGCCCCUCAGUUCUACGGGGUGACCACCUGUUUGCCGUUUUGUCCUCUGAGACACACCAGGAGAACCCGGUCACCUACAAGGGCUUUGUGCACAAGGUGGAGUUGGACUGUGUCAAGCUGAGCUUCUCCACAAGCCUCCUGGACCGCUUUGUGGAUGGACUGACCUUCAAGGUGAACUUCACUUUCAACCGCCAGCCUCUGCGAGUCCAGCACCGAGCCCUGGAGCUGACGGGGCGCUGGCCCCUGGGGCCCAUGCUCUUUCCUGUGGCCUCUCGUGGGGUCCCUCUGCUACCCUCAGAUGUGAAGCUCAAGCUGUUUGACCGGAGUCUGGAGUCGAACCCAGAGCAGCUGCAGGCCAUGAAGCACAUUGUUAUGGGUACCACCCGCCCAGCCCCCUACAUCAUCUUUGGGCCUCCAGGCACUGGCAAGACCAUCACAUUAGUGGAGGCCAUUAAGCAGGUGGUGAAGCACUUGCCCAAAGCCCACAUCCUGGCCUGCACCCCAUCCAACUCGAGUGCUGACCUUCUCUGCCAGCGGCUCCGGGUCCACCUGCCCAGCUCCAUCUACCGCCUCCUGGCCCCCAGCAGGGACAUCCGAAUGGUGCCUGAGGACAUUAAGCACUGCUGUAACUGGGAUCCCAAGAAGGGGGAGUAUGUGUUUCCUGCCAAGAAGCAGCUGCAGGAAUAUCGCGUCUUAAUUACCACCCUCAUCACUGCCAGCAGGUUGGUGUCGGCCCAGUUUCCCAUCGACCACUUCACACACGUCUUCAUUGAUGAGGCUGGCCACUGCAUGGAGCCUGAGAGUCUGGUGGCCAUAGCAGGACUGAUGGAAACCAAGGAGACCGGAAAUCCAGGAGGGCAGCUGGUGCUGGCAGGAGACCCUCGGCAGCUGGGGCCUGUGCUGCGUUCUCCACUGGCACAGAAGCACGGGCUGGGGUACUCGCUGCUGGAGCGGCUGCUCACCUACAACACCCUGUACAAGAAGGGCCCCAAUGGCUACAAUCCCCAGUUCAUAACCAAGCUGCUGCGCAACUACAGGUCUCAUCCCACCAUCCUGGACAUCCCUAACCAGCUCUAUUACGAUGGUGAGCUGCAGGCCUGUGCAGACAUGAUGGACCGAGAACGGUUCUGCUGCUGGGAAGGUCUGCCUCGAAAGGGCUUUCCCAUCAUCUUUCACGGCGUAAUGGGCAAAGACGAGCGUGAGGGCAAUAGCCCAUCCUUCUUCAACCCUGAAGAGGCCGCCACGGUGACUUCCUACCUGAAGCUGCUCCUAGCCCCUUCGUCCAAGAAGGGCAAAAGCCGCCUGAGCCCCCGAAGUGUGGGUGUCAUCUCCCCAUACCGGAAGCAGGUGGAAAAAAUCCGUUAUUGCAUCACUAAGCUUGACAAGGAGCUUCGGGGUCUGGAUGACAUCAAGGACUUGAAGGUGGGCUCCGUGGAAGAAUUCCAAGGGCAAGAACGCAGCAUCAUCCUCAUCUCCACUGUUCGAAGCAGCCAGAGCUUUGUGCAGUUGGAUCUGGACUUUAACCUGGGUUUCCUUAAGAACCCGAAGAGGUUCAACGUGGCUGUGACUCGGGCCAAAGCCUUGCUCAUUGUAGUGGGCAACCCCCUUCUCCUGGGCCAUGACCCUGACUGGAAAGCAUUCCUGGAGUUCUGUAAGGAAAACGGGGGCUACACUGGGUGCCCAUUUCCUACCAAACUGGACCUGCAGGAGGGACAGAAUUUACUCCAAAGUCUGAGCAAGCUCAGCUCUUCUACCUCAGGUAUGGCUGGGCCAGGUGGAGGCAGUGCUGGGAGAUGUAAACAAACAAAGCACACUUCUUUCCUUCCAGGGCCCUGUGGUCGGGACUGCCUCGCCCAGGAGCAGGAAGGCGAAGGGCACCUGUCUCUGCAAGUGGAGCCAGAGUGGAGGAAUGAGCUCUGAAGAUGGCUGUCCACCCUCUCACACCACCCAGGCCUUAACCCCUGCAACCUGACCCUGAACCGGAACCCAGCUAAGCUGUCCCUCCAAGGGACAGGAAGGCUGGGGGAGAGAGUUUACAACCAAGCCAUUCCACCCUUUCUCCUGCUUUGGAGAACCAAGCUGCUAACAAUUGGGGGAGGGAAGAGGAAGAAAAAUUGAAAACAAAGUCUUGUUCUAUACAAAAGC